AUGACAAUUGAAAGCCAUGUACGCCGGAGUUGCGUGCCAGGCGAAAAGGAAAUUAUUAUCAUGAUGGAGACCGCGUCGCGAAAUGAAAUCGUUAAGAGGCGAGUAAAUCAGGCAAAUGUGCUCGUUGGAGCCUCAUAAGCAUGGUUUCAUUAGCGAGGCGUCAAAACGCCGCGAACUGGGUUAAAGAACUCAAUUCUGACAGCUGCAGCGGGUGGCCAAAAUGGGAAUCAAAACACCAUUUCAUAUUCAAAUCAACUGCAGCUGAGAACUUUUGAUUUCAACGGAGCCGGAGGAGGAUGGGGAUGGGGAGGGGCAGGCCAUAAACUACGCGAUUGCAUGUGGCAGCACUUCUCUAAGUGCUGAGCCAAAAAAACGGAAUGCCCACAUUUAGCCCGCUUUUGUUGCUAUUCCCCCAGUGACACCUCAAGUCAGUCGCCGUGGGAAAAUGUUGGAAAGGCAGAAGCGCAGUGGAGUUGCGACGGAGGGCGGUGACGGAAAGGUGGAAAAGUCGGAAAGUUGGCGUGCGAAAAGUGGCUAACUUCUUGGUGGCGCACCGUUCAGUUGGGAUUUACGAUUUGAGCGGUCAAGUUGUGGAGCGGCGAGCUGCGCUUGAAUGGCGCCAUUUGCGGUUCGCUGGGUUCGGAGGGACUGCUGGCUUAGUGGACGGCCACUGGCCAAGGGUGUGUGCCCGACAUGAGUGCCUCAAGUUCUACCCGCAAAGUGCAGACUCAUUUAAUGUUUAAUUAAAGUGCAGCCCCAGAAAAGCAAACCAACAAUGGCGAUUGCCUACGACUGGAAAAGCAACGAUGUCUUUGAUGCCGACUUUGGCUGGAAUCGGUCCUUCUCCGAGCCCGAUCUCACAGCCAACCAGAAGCAGGGCGAGCUCAGCCGGUUCGCCAUCAAGCAUCCGCACGAGUACAUAGCCGUCGAUGACCUCAAGUACUUCCGCCGCCGCCAGCCCGUCCACCUGCACACCAGGAGCAACGUGUGCCUCUAUAGCGGCGAUGAGCCAGUGCCCAGCUUCGGCUCCCUGAAGUCCGAGUACCGCAAGCACUUCCGGGGCCACGGCACCCAAUCCCGACCCAGAUCCUUGCUGCGACGCGCCACCUCGCUGCGCUUGGAGGGAUUCAUGCAGCUGCUGUCGGAGCACCAGGAGAAAUACCACUGGUACACGCCCGAGGACCUGCGAUUCUCCCGCACCUUUCCGGUCCGCAAUCCGGAGAACCUGCAGCUGGGAGAGGGAGGCGGCGGCGGCGCCACCGAUGGCAUGAAGAACUCCUCGUACCUCAUGCUGGACCCCAGCACCAAGAUACUGCCACGGGAGGUGUUCCUCGACGAGGCCGAGUUGGCGGCCAGGAAUCAGCAUCAGCCCGGCAGCAAGCUGGCCACGGACAAGUUCCGGCGGGAUGUGGCCGCCCAGGAGCAGCAGCGGUGCCACCUGCAGAUGCGGGCCCAGGCGGUGGACAGGGAGCAGCAGGGCCAGGUACCGGAGCCCUCCGAGUACCGGCGCCAGUUCGUCCAGCAGUUCCCCGAGAAGGCGCACUCCAUUCCGCAGAUGAGCAGCAUCAAGAUCCAGGGCGAGUUCGUGGCCGUGCCAGAGUACCGGGACAGCUUCCGGAUGUACGCCAACUACUCGAAGAGUGCGCCCAUCAAGAAGGACGACAACCUGCGCGUCUCCGGCUCCGAGGCAGCCGGGGCACCCGGAUCCGAGGUGCCGGAGUACCGCGACAAAUUCAUCGACCCACCCAAGCACGUGGUCAAAGAGAAGUCCCUCAAGACGGACGACCACCUGCGUCCGCGCGGGGAGUUCACCAAAGAGAUUCCCGAAUACCACGAGAGCUUCCGAGAUCCCCACAUCACCGAGAUGCCCGAGCGGGGCAAGCCCAGGGAGCCCUUCCUCCGCCUGCGCGGCAAGAUCGAGUUCAACCCGGAGUACAGGAACAACUACCAGGACUUCCCGCGCUCCCGUCCCGUCGUCCAGAAGCCCACCUCCUGCUUCCGGCUGCCCACCUCGGGCGUCGGCCACGCCCCCUCCGUCCACCACCAGCCGGAGCGGGAUGAGGAUCUGGAGACGCCCGUCCUGGUGACAGUUCCUCCAUCGGAGGUCACGGCCACGCCGGAGUACCGAAGGGCCCAGUACAACUACCAGUUGCGGGAGCGUCCCAGGGACUCGGAGGGAGCCCCACCCGGUGCACCUGCCAAUCUCCGCAAGAGUUCCGAUUCCUCCUUGGAGGCGAGGCAGCCGCCAGUGCAGGCUCCCCACAAGCGGAGGACCUCCAGGCAACGGCAAGCCAAGGAGCCGGAGCAGCCGGUGGCCACCAGGUUCGAGGAGGUGGGCGGCAACGCGGCCAAGAAGCCGGCCAGAUACGGAAGGAGAGCCUCUGUGCUCCAGAACGCAGCCAGCUGCCGGGAGAACUCGUCGAUCAUCGAGGGGAAUCCCAAGUACGCUGUGGGAUGUCGACGGGCCAAGCAGCCGGCAGGAGGUCAGGCGCAACCCGGAUCCUUCGUGGUGCUCGACGAGCCCUGCAAGCCUUCCAACUGGAUGAAGAAGACCUGGUACGACUCCUAGGUCGGCGCAUCUACACCUAAUCACUAGUAUUCUGUUUUAAAUCUGUCUAUUGUAAAAGAA
Messenger RNA from Drosophila ficusphila, 2629 nucleotides. RefSeq lists its product as uncharacterized. The record is from RefSeq and is a predicted model, not a curated record. The transcript has 3 exons. NCBI's taxonomy places the organism in Eukaryota, Metazoa, Arthropoda, Insecta, Diptera, Drosophilidae. Bases 776 to 2569 code for a protein of 597 amino acids.